This is a messenger RNA of Dipodomys ordii (Ord's kangaroo rat), 828 nucleotides long. Its product is annotated as anionic trypsin-1-like. The record is from RefSeq and is a predicted model, not a curated record. Lineage: Eukaryota; Metazoa; Chordata; Mammalia; Rodentia; Heteromyidae. Gene Ontology annotation, molecular function: serine-type endopeptidase activity. The transcript is spliced from 6 exons. Gene Ontology annotation, biological process: proteolysis. Bases 15 to 782 code for a protein of 255 amino acids.
CCCAGCUCUCCACAAUGCCUACUUACACUUCUGCCAUCAUGAGGACUCUCUUGAUCUUGGCUGUUGUUGGCAUAGCUGCUGCUUUUCCUCCCGAUGACGAUGACAAGAUCGUCGGGGGCUACACCUGUGCCCCCAACUCCGUGCCCUACCAGGUGUCUCUGAACUCUGGCUACCACUUCUGCGGUGGCUCCCUCAUCAAUAACCAGUGGGUGGUGUCCGCAGCCCACUGCUACAAGUCCCGCAUCCAGGUGAGACUGGGAGAACAUAACAUCAACGUCCAAGAGGGAAGUGAGCAGUUUAUCUCCUCCAGCAAGGCCAUCCGCCACCCUAGAUACAACUCCUGGACUCUGGACAAUGACAUCAUGCUGAUCAAGCUGUCCUCCCCAGUGUCCCUCAACUCCCAAGUGGCCCCUGUGGCUCUGCCCACCUCACCUCCUGCACCUGCUGGCACCCAGUGCCUCAUCUCUGGCUGGGGCAACACCCUGAGCUUUGGUGUGAACAACCCAGAUGAGCUGCAGUGCCUGGAUGCCCCCCUGCUGAGCCAGAGUGUGUGUGAAGCCGCCUACCCUGGGAAGGUCACCAAGAACAUGGUGUGUGCUGGCUUCAUCGAGGGAGGCAAGGACUCCUGCCAGGGUGACUCUGGUGGCCCUGUGGUGUGCAAUGGAGAGCUCCAGGGAAUUGUCUCCUGGGGCUAUGGCUGUGCCCUGAAGGACAAUCCUGGAGUGUACACCAGAGUGUGCAACUACGUGGACUGGAUCCAGGCCACCAUCGCUGCCAACUGAAAACCCUCCAGCCCUCUGCAGUCACUAUGCCAAUAAAGUAAACCUG